AUGGAGCACACAGAAUAUUACGACGGCAGCGAAGCAACAAGUUCUGCUUCUGGCGUGCAAACCCCAGAAUCCGCAGCAAGCAUGGCUUCCGUACCUCAUCCCUCGUCUUUUCCCGCCAUCGCUAUAGUCGGCAUGGGAAUGCGUCUGCCGGGCGGGAUCCACGAUGCAGCGUCAUACUGGGACCUCCUGGUCAACGGACGCACGACGCGCACGCCCAUCCCCAAGAGCAGGUUCGACAUGGACGCCUGGCACAACGUCACGAGUCGGCACGGGCACUUUUUGGCCGACGAGACGCUCCGCCGCCUCGACGCCGGGUUCUUUUCCUCGCUGAGCAGACAGGAGGCCGAGAUGAUGGACCCGCGGCAGAGGCUGCUGCUCGAGGUGGUGCACGAGGCGUUUGAGACGGCGGGCGAGACCCGGUGGACGGGCGCCGACGUGGGAGUAUACGUCGGGCAGAUGGGCAACGAGUGGGACGGCAUGGCCAUGCUGGAUAGGCAGGGUGCCAAGUCUGCCAGGCCAGAAGUGUCGGGCGACUACAUCGCUGCCAAUAGGGUAUCCUACCAGUUUGACCUCAGGGGACCAAGCAUGGUCGUGCGCACAGCCUGCUCCUCAUCCCUUGUCGCACUGCACCUAGCAUGCCAAGACAUAAACAGCGGAAACUGCAGGGCCGCUAUCGUCGCCGGCGUGAACCUGGCCAUUUCGCCUUCCGAAUGGUCCGUCAUGACGGAGCACGGUGUCCUCUCGCCCUCGGGUGAGUGCCGGAGCUUUGAUGCCGCGGGGGACGGCUUCCUGCGCGGGGAGGCCGUCUCGGCCAUCUACAUAAAACCCCUGGCUGAGGCGGUGCGAGACGGCGACCCAAUCAGGGCCGUCAUACGCGCCACUUGCGCAUCAAAUGAUGGUAGAGGUGCCGCGGGAGGGGGAAUCACAGUACCUGACUCGGCAAGCCAGGAACGUACCAUGAGGAAGGCCUAUGCGAUGGCUGGUAUCCAUGACUUGGAGAGCACCGCCAUGGUGGAGUGUCAUGCUACCGGCACAAAGGUCGGUGAUCCACUCGAGGCCGCCGCCGUGGCACAGGUCUGGGGAGACAAAGGAAUCAUCAUUGGCUCUGUCAAACCAAACAUUGGCCAUGGUGAAGGUGCAUCGGGAAUCUCGAGCAUCAUAAAGAUGGUUCUGGCGCUCGAGGCCAGAAAGAUACCCCCAAACAUCAACUUCAAAACGCCCAAUCCCCUGAUCCCUUGGAAAGCCGCAAAGCUCAUGGUGCCAACUCGAGCGCUUGAAUGGCCUGCAGAUCGCAAGGAGCGCGUUUCGGUCAACAGCUUUGGAAUAGCAGGCACAAACGCCCACGUCAUCCUCGAAUCCGCCGCAUGUGCCGGUGUAGGAGACUAUUGCAACCGCAGCCCAGGCGACUCUGACAGCGCCACACCGCAUCUACUCGUCUUCUCGGCCAAACAUCCAACCGCUUUGAGGGACGCGGUGGACGCAACUGAGAGGUACAUCAAUGCAAGCCGCGCACCCUUGACGGAUGUUGCUCACACGCUCUGCCUUGGGAGGGUCUCUCACAGCCACCGCGCGUUCUCUGUCCUUGGAGAACAAACAAGAAGUUCCGCGGGCCUGGAGGUGACGUACCAAGCCCAAGAUGCAGCUCGCGUCUCAUCGACCGUCGGCGUGGAACCUCAACGUGUGGUAUGGAUUUUCACGGGCCAGGGUGCCCAGUGGGCGCAGAUGGGAGCCGAGCUCGUGGACAAGGAACCCGUGGUCCGUCGGCGCAUCGACCACCUCGAAGGAGUGCUCAGGAGCUUGUCCAAGCCCCCGAGCUGGAGUCUCCGAGGUAAGAGAAGCUGCCACAGUUCGUUCACCCCUUGUACCUUGAACAUCGCUGACAGAAUCCAAAACCAAAAAGAGGAGAUCUCCAAGCCCCAAUCUGAAAGCCGCCUCUCCGAAGCCCAAUACUCUCAACCCGUCCUCGCCGCUCUCCAAAUCGCCAUCGUGGACCUGCUCCGGUCGUGGGGCGUCCGACCCUCGGCCGUGGUCGGGCACAGCUCGGGCGAGACGCCAGCCGCUUACGCCGCGGGGGCCCUGACGGCCGAAGACGCCUUCCUCCUGGCGUACCACCGCGGGGGGUUCAAGCCUCUGCUGCGGGCGGCGCACAGCGGCGGCAUGGCGGCCGUGGGGCUGGGCAAGACGGACAUGGAUCGUGGCGCGUUCCUCAGGCCCGGCGUCACGGUCGCCUGCGAGAACUCGCCGAGCAGCGUGACGCUCUCGGGCGAGGCGGACGUUCUGCGCGUCGUCAUGGCCGACGUCGAAGCGAGGGGCCCGCCUGGCGUGCUGUGCAGGAGGCUCGACGUCGAGUCGGCCUACCACUACGCCGCCCACAUGUGGACCGUCAUGCCCGAGUUUGCUGCCAACGUCGGCGGUGCGGAUGGGAUUCGCUCGGCCUACCGGCCGCUCAAGGUGCCCUUCUACUCGUCGGUGACUGCCGGCCGCAUCGACCAGGUCUCGACCGCUUACUACAUCAAGAAUAUGGUCUCGCCGGUGCUGUUUGACGGCGCCGUCCGGGCGCUGCUGAGGGACUUUGGCACGGCGCCCGUCUUCGUCGAGAUAGGACCGCACUCGACCUUUGCGGGGCCCAUCCGUCAGAUACUGCAAUCCGAGCCGGGAGGAGACACCACAACAGCAGCAGUACAUUACAUCCCCACGUUGAUCCGCGACCGACACGACGCCAUGGCCAGGCUCCGCCACACUGCCGGCAACCUCUGGCUGGCGGGCGUGGACGUCAACCUUGACGCCGUCAACCCAAAGGGGCGGCGCCUCGCAGAUCUCCCGACCUACAAGUGGCACUACGAGCCGGGCAGGGAAUACUGGACCGAGCCCCGGAUAUCGCUCGAUCUGCGCCGGGCCGGGUUCGGCCACCACGAGAUCCUCGGCUCCCGCGUUGUCGAGACGGGCGACGCCUGCCCGUCGUGGAGGUGCAGGGUGCAGAUCGAAGACGUCCCGUGGCUGCGCGACCACGUCAUUAUGGGCGACGCCGUCUUCCCCGCGGCUGCGUAUAUUGUCAUGGCCGGGGAGGCGCUGAGGCGGCUUGCGAGUGGGCUUGCGAGUGGCGUUGCACAGCCGGGGUUCUCGAUGCGGGAUCUGGAGUUUGUCGAGCCGCUGGUCCUGAGCGGCGAGGGCGUCGAGGUCGUCACGACCAUGAUGCCCGUCAACCUCAGGGUGUCAAGGAGCGUAGCGGACAAUUGGUUCAACUUUUCCGUGUCGUCACUGAGCAGCAGCAGCAGCAACAGCAACAGCAAGCAAUGGGUGACGCACGUCACGGGGAAAUGUCGAAUGGGGUGUGCCAUAGACAUGUCCCCCGAAGAGCUCAUCCGAGCGUCCUCGCAGCAGUUGCCGCGGGCCGUGGACCCGCAAGGCUUCUAUCAGACCUGGAGGCGCUACGGUCUCGAGUACGGCCCCAUGUUCCGACGGUUGAUGAGGGCCAGCUCAGACGUCGGCGAGCUGCGGGCGGUCGGCACAAUCAACACGUGGUGUGCGCCUGACGAGAGGAGACUCUACUACCCAGCCGUCCAUCCGACGGUGCUAGACUCAAGCCUGCACGUUUCUAUAGUUGCGGCCUGUAAUGGCCUGCAGAGAAGGUUUGACAGCGUCGCGGUCCCCAAGUCUAUCCGGGAAGUAUAUGUCGGUGUAUGCGGUGACCAGGCCGAUCUUCAAGUCACGGCAGUGUGUCGCUCUGGUUCUUGUCAGACCAGUGAAGUGACGGGUGUUUAUGACGGCAAAAUUGCUUUCCACAUGCGAGGACUUGAAGUAGCGCCAAUCAGCUCUGGGACAUCUAUGCAAGACCCAGAUCCCCAUGCCGGACACGUUCUCGAAUGGAAAGUCGAUGUUGACCUUUGCCGCACUGUUCUUGGCCAGCGGUCAAGCGACAACAACAACAACAACAACAACAACAACAACAAUGCGAUCAGCACAGAUCUCGCUAGCAUCCUUGACCUCCUCGGCCACAAGAAUCCCAACAUGACCAUCCUGGAAAUCCGCUCAAGUGUUCAAGGUAAGACCACCACCGCCAUAUUGAGCAGUCUUGGCCCAGGAACCCAAGCCCGGCGUUAUGGCACAUAUGUAAUUGGUUGCGUCACCAAAGAUGCAUUGACAGCCACCAAAGCUUCUGUUGGAGCCGAAAUCCCAGGACUGCAGGUUAUUCGGCUGGACCUAUCCCAAGACAGCUGCUCAGAUAACACCUUGAGCGAUUUGGCAUGCGAUCUUGUGAUUGCCGAGCGUCGAGAAAUAAUAUCAACCUCCUCGGAAGCAACAAAUGGACGCCUAAAUGUUCUAGAGAAUGUCAAAAGACUACUGCGUCCCCGUGGCCGUGUCUUGGUACGCGGAGCCUCCGGCUGUGAUGACGGCAACGGACCCGAUAUACCAUGUCAUGGUCCCGGAAUUGCCGAGUGGGAACUUCUUAAUGAGGGGGUUUGUUCACAACUCCAGCCUAGUAGUACAAGGAGCAAUCUGUCCGCAGACACGAACCUUGAGCCACGGAGCGACGAAACCGCAACUACGGCCAGCCAAUCGACAAAAGAUGGUCGAGAAGCAAAAAGACUUGGCAUUCUGGCAUAUGAUACCAGCCACCCAACAGUUCUCGACGCAGCACAACACAUAGCUGCCCACGGCAACGACUCCCGAGGCUACGACUUGGACUGGUUCUCACCGGGCCAGCUGCUCCCAACCAGUCAACCGGUCGUGAGCCUGCUUGACCUAGAAGGGCAGUCUUUCUUCGGUCAAAUGACCGCCGACAGGUGGGCCAUGAUCAAAACCUCAAUCCUCUCGCUUCAGGACACGGCCGGCGGCGAGAGCGCCAAGAUGCUGUGGGUCACUGGUCUCUCGCAGAUCGAGUGCGCGGACGCCCAGUACUCGCUCGGGCUGGGAUUUCUGCGCAGCGCCAGGCGCGAGGCUGGGGCCGACAUCGUCACGGUGGAGUUGGAGGCCUUUGACGGCGAGGGAUGGGACGCCGUGGCCAAAGUGCUCGACUAUCGCUUUGGGACGACUACCCGGGAAGCCGCGGCGCCUGUUGCGGAGGCCGUGGACCCGGAUUGCGAAUAUGUCUUCUGCCGGGGCGAAGUCAGGAUCCCAAGGUUCAGAAGAAUCGUCAUCUCUCAAGAGUUGGCCAUCAAGCCAAACGGCCAUGUCAACCGCGAUAAGGAGUCACCCCUGAAGAGGCUUGACAGUGAGCAGACGAUCGACAAUUUGAUGGCGCCGAAACCUGCAACCAAAGCCUCAGGCAGACGUCAAGCCUCCAUCAGAUCUGACAGAACCUACGUGAUCGUGGGCGGCCUGGGAGGAUUGGGUCUUUCAUCCGCCAGGUUGCUCGCGGAGCGGGGUGCACGCCACCUUGUCUUCUUUUCGAGAUGGGCCGAGAGCUACCUCGACUCACACCCCGAGAUCCUCACCGAGUUUUCCGCCAUGUCGUGCAAAAUCCAAGCCGUCUCCGGCAGCGUCGACGCCAUCGACGACGUGCGGGCCAUGGUAGCCACGGCAUCCAAUCCGCCCAUCGCCGGGGUCAUACAUUCCGCCAUGGUGCUGCAAGACGAGGCCCUCGCCGACAUGACCUUUGCGCAGUGGCAGGCCGUGCUCGACCCCAAGGUCAAGGGGGUGUGGAACCUGCACGACGCGCUGGCCGAGCAACAGCAGCGACGCGGGCCCGCGCCGUCGCCGCCCGACUUCUUUGUGCUCUUCAGCUCGCUGAACGGGCUGGGUGGGCAGAUGCGCCAGGCCAACUACGCCGCGGCCAGCAGCUUCCUCGACGCGUUUGCGCAGGUCCGUCGCCGCGGCGGGCUGCCCUGCUCCGUCGUCGAUAUCGGUCUCGUCGAGGACGUCGGGGUGCUGAGCAGGGACAGGCGGCGCCUCGCUGCCCUCCGCGCCGAGGCGCUGCACUGCCUGCACGAGCGGGACCUGCUCGACGCCCUGGAGCUGGCGAUGCUGCAGAGCAGCAGCGUGGUGGACGGCGGUCGGGCUGGCUCGUUUGUCAGCGCCGGGCAGGUCGCCAUCGGUCUGGGCGCCGUGGCUGCGGCGCGGCGGCGGGUGGCGGCAGACAGAUCCGGCUGGACCAGAGACCCGCGCCUCCUUGCCCACCACGUCGGCGCCGCCAAGACCACGGCCGGCGCGGACGGCGACGCCUCAGCUCGGCUGAGGGGGCUGCUCCAGUGCUGUGCGCAAGGCGACGUGCCCCUCUCCGUGGCGGAAGAAGCUGCCAGUCUUUUAGGGCACCAGGUCGCCACGAUUCUCCGAGGGUUCCUGAUGCAGGGCGAGGCCGGCGCGGUGGAUGUGAACGUGUCCAUGAGAAAGCUCGGCGUGGAUUCUCUAGUCAGCAUCGAGCUGCGGAACCUGCUGCGGAGGAAGUUUGGCCUGGCUGGGUUGCAGGUGCAGCACGUCCGCGACUCUGCGACGCCGGCCGAACUGGCGAGGCUGGCUGUCGACAGAAUGCUGCUGGCGGCUGGGGAGAAUCCGAGGUCUCGAAUGCCGGCUGGAGUUCCGCCUGUCUGA
Molecule: messenger RNA, 6528 nt
Organism: Pyricularia pennisetigena
Lineage: Eukaryota; Fungi; Ascomycota; Sordariomycetes; Magnaporthales; Pyriculariaceae
Exons: 5
Coding region: 1-6528 (2175 amino acids)
Biological process (GO): fatty acid biosynthetic process; secondary metabolite biosynthetic process
Molecular function (GO): fatty acid synthase activity; phosphopantetheine binding
Source: RefSeq, a predicted model, not a curated record